AUGUCUAAAAAAGGUGGUAGUGGCGGAGGUUCUAAGACUCCCAUGACAUCAAGUGCUGCGUCCAGAAUUCAAUCAGCCACCGCAAAAUCUAGUGGCGGUAAUGUCUCGAAAGGAAGUUUCGCAGCGAGAGCACAAUCAGCUGCGGCCAGGAAUGCUAACGUCGGUGGUAUGGGUGGCGGUGGCGGCGCCAAUAAGGGUGGUAAUAAUCAAUCCCCCGGCCCAAGGUAUUCGCAUUGUCUUGCUACAUACCAAAACACACUUUAUCUAUUUGGCGGAAUAUCAACAACAACCAAGGACUUCUUUUUCUCCGCCGAUUUACCAUUCAACAACACAAAUUCAAUACUCUGGCGAAAAGAAACUACCAUUAACGCUGAAAAUGUAAAUGACACAGCAUGCGUAGUGGAGCCAACAUUAGGUUUAUUAUUAAUAAUUGGAGGUGGAAGUUCUGCUCAUAGUACAACUACUGGGAACCCAGGAUUACAAGUAUACGAUUUCAAAAGAAGUACAUGGAACGACCCGAAAUAUUUGCAAAAUAUUCCUUACGAAUUCUCAUAUUAUCUUUACCGUCCGCGAGCUGCACUGAUCGCUCCAAAAACUGUGUUUGUCUGGGCUGGAACAUUUAAUCUUGAUAGUUUUCCUUCUACAGGGAUUUAUCAAAUUGAUUUAUCGAAAAUUCCAUGGAACUGGACUCUCAUUUUUCAUGAUAGUAUUCCAAUGAAACCAACAAAUGGUGCCGGACUCGCAAUUUCCGAUGGAAAUGCAUUUAUAUUUGGCGGGAUGGAAUACGUUGAUGAAACAAAUUGGCCACCCACGAAUUACGCAUACAAUUAUAGUUCUAAAGUUGGACUACUUUCAACAGCACCUUAUCAAUUUCCCUUCAAUAUUUCGGAUGGUGCGGUUGGCAUUCUAAAUAGUACACUGACGGUUCUCGUAAUGAAUGAUGGUAGUCAAAUGGCAAAUCAAUCAUUAAUUAUGGUGCAGGUCGAUUUGAAAACUAGGAAAAUUGGAAUCCCUGUUUUAUCCAAUCAGCCGUAUAUGAGAGAUCGUGCUGCUACUGUUCAGUUUCCCGGCUCAGACACAAUCUUGAUAUAUGGAGGAGGAAUUCCAGGUGGGCCAAAUCCACGUCCGCUUGAUUCAAUGCUAGCUUAUAAUAUGACAACUAGCACCUGGACAAACCAAGUAAACAUUGUAAACUGGUAUAAUCUUGACUCAUCAGUUAAUAGUAGCGGCAAUGGAGUAAGUCCAGCUAAUGGGACAUCACCGCGUAUCUCUGAAACAUUAAUUGGGGUUGUGAGCUCAUCAGUUGCCAUUGUAUGCGCCGUAGGAAUUGUAAUUGUUGGAGUUUGGCAGAUAAAGAGAUUAAAAAAACAACAUGCUAUCCAAUUGGAAACUACUAUUGCAUCGUUGUCUCUGCAAGAUUCUUCAUUGGCGUCAUCAUUGUCGUCAACAAAUACAGAGGUUAGAAAGCAGCCUAAGAAUUCCCGGGAAAAAAAUGGGCAUGUUGAUCGAGUAGAUAAUGAAGUUGUAGAUUUUGUAUAA
Molecule: messenger RNA, 1539 nt
Organism: Ambispora leptoticha
Lineage: Eukaryota; Fungi; Glomeromycota; Glomeromycetes; Archaeosporales; Ambisporaceae
Source: the annotation of a GenBank genome assembly